AUUUGAAUUUUGAAUAUGGAUCAAAACCCAGUUGUUAAGCGGCUAUAUGUUGGAGGACUUGAUCAUACAGUUUCUGCAGCUGAACUGCGGGAAAGAUUUUGCAAGUUUGGAAAUGUUACAGACACAGAAAUUGUUAUCCGGAAAGAUGAAAAAGGGAAGCCUACAAAAACAUUUGCAUAUAUCAGCAUCACCCUUUCAGAAAAAGAUCUUAGAAAAUGUAUAUCUGUGUUAAAUAAGACCAAAUGGAAAGGUGGAACACUACAAAUAGAAUUGGCCAAAGAAUGUUUUUUGCACAGAUUGGCACGGGAGCGUCAAGAGGCCAGUGUGAUGAAGGAAAAAACAAGCUCUAAUGGCAUGACCAACAUUCUAGAAUCUAUGAAGAAAUCUGGAGUUGUAGAUUUUCGUGUAAAAGCAGUACCAGGAACAGAAAUACCAGAUCAUAAGGAUUGGGUUGUUGGCAAGUUCGGAAGAAUUUUGCCUGUCCUCCACAUGAAAGCUCAACACACAAAUAAGAUUAUGAAAUAUGACCCUUCCAAAUACUGCCACAAUCUUAAAAAAUUGGAUUCAGACCUUAAUGAGACAGUUCCAGUUUCCCAACUCACUUGGCAUUUGGAAGAAGAUGCUAACAUCAUGAGCAAGAAACGGCAAGGACAAUUUCCUGUUUAUAAGAAGCCACCUAAAAGGAAAAUGAGAGUACAGGACUGUGGUGGCUUGAGUAAAACAGAAUUGAAAUCAUGUAGCCGAUUGUCAACAAAAACAAUAAAUAUACACAGGACAGAACUAGUUCAAAAUCGCACUCAUAUUGUUAAGCAAUACAAAAAACCCUGUGUGGAUCAGAUGUUUGUAAAUGAAUCUUGCAGGAAGAGAAGCAACCCAUCUGAAAGUGAUAUUGAUACUGAUGAAGAAAUUAGAGCCGCAAUAGCAAAAGAGAAAGUGCAGAAAGUUAACCCUAAUAUUGAGCCUGAAGAUGAUAGUAUGGAAGUUGUUGGAGAAAAUUUUGAACUGAAAUAUAGUACUCACUGGUCUUUAGAAAAAGCACACACUAUGAAGAAAGUAUGCAAUGGUGAGCUAAGGAGCACUGAAAACAAAUCUGAUGAUGAUUCAGCUGACACUGAUGAAAUUAUAACUGUGACUCAAAAGUCAAAUAAAAAAAAGAGAAGACAGGAAUCCCUAAAUGGAUCAAAGGCCACAAAAGAAAAAGAUGGAAGGUUUAAGAAAGGCAUAUUGUCACAGACUACAUGUUCUAAUUCUUCAGACUUGAAUGGGUCAACAUCUGACAAACUGAAAGGGGGAAAAACAGCAAUACCCAAAAAACCAAAUUCUGAGGUUGUAACUGAACAAAGCAGAGAUGCUAAUAAAUGCAAAUUGGAGAAUGAUGAUUUGUAUCUCGCCACAAGUGGAUCUGAAGGGGAUGAAGAUUAUGAAACCAUGAUGAAAGACUGUUACCGACUAGACCUUACAUUAGAAGAUUUAGAACGAUUAGCAGACGAAAAUGCUGAAUCUUCAGAUGAUGAUACAGAAGGUAAUGAUACUGACACUCAAUCUAAAACUAAUGAAUUUCUAGUUAGUCGUGCCAAAAAUAUUCCAAGGGCACCCACAGGUUCCCCUACUCCUAAAAAAUGUAUCUCCCCAGAAGAAAUUCUUGCUGCUAUUUUAAAAGAAGAAAGUGCUGAUGAAGAAAAUCCGAAGGAAGGAAACUCUUGUUUGAAAGUUCAGCCUUUUAGAGGAAUAGGGUCACUAAGUGAAAAAGGAACCAUAAAGAGGCUGACUAAGGAUGAGUCGGAUGCACAUAAAAGUAAAGCUAGUGGUGAUUCUUCUGACCUUAUUGGUACAGACGCUUUGAAGAGUACAUCAGAUCCCCAGUGCUUGGACUCUGCGACCAAAAAUCCUAAUUGUAAAUUACUCUCAUUAAGAAAAAUUAAAUCUGACUUGCACAGGGGAAAAUGCAUAGUAAAAUCAGAUGGAAAUUCUGACUGCAGUACACUCAACACAGAAGACAGUGAGGCAGAAACCAGUGACAGGAGUGUUCUAACUGAAACAAAGGUCUCAACAGAUCUGAAAUCUUUUUCCAAGAAAGCACCGAUAGAAAUUAGUUGCAAAGGUUCAGAUCUAAGUGAGAACUUGAAGAAUAUCCCUCCGAAAAGGAGAGAGACCCUUCUGGGUUCUGCCACAGAUGCACUGGAAAAGCAACAGCAGGAUAAUGAAAAAAGGCUGGCAGCUCUGCAAGAGAAGCAAAAAGAGAGAGAUCUGCAGAAGAGACUUAUUCAGGGAGCUCUUGCCCAUCUGGAAAUCAAGUCAACAAAUAAACAGAAGCACAUAGUAUUUGAUUCAGAUGGUGAAAGUGAAGCUGAAGUUCUGGUGAGCACGGAAAAAGGUUCAGGAGGAAAGCUGCUAGGAAAAGAGUUCACCACUAAAACCUCUGGAAAGCUGUUUGAAAGCAGCGAGGAUGAGCCAGAUACAGCCGAGGAAGAAGAUGACAGAUUCAAAAUCAAACCUCAGUUUGAGGGUAAAGCUGGUGAGAAGCUCAUGCACUUGCAGUCACGAUUUGGCACAGAUGAAAGAUUUCGUAUGGAUUCUCGGUUCCUUGAAAGUGACAGUGAACCAGAAGAUGAAUUAAAGAAACUGGAAAUAGAUGACGAGGAGGAGCUUGCAUUAGAGAAAAAGAAGAAUCUUGAGAUCUUGAAAAAUCUUCUGCAUAUUAAUGUAGAACAUCCCAAGUCUAACAAGCAGGCUGCAAGUGCCAGGAAAUUCAAGGAUAUUAACACACUACGCUAUGAUCCUACAAGGCAGGACCAUGCAGUGUUUGAAAGAAAGCCAGAAAAUACUGAAAAAGAAAGUAAAGCAAAAAAGAAGAAAAAGAGGGAGGAGACCCAGAAGCUGCCCGAGGUGUCUAAAGAAAUAUUUUAUGAUGUUGCUGUGGAUUUGAGAGAAGUACUUGAAUCUACUAAAUGUGAUGAAAAACCAGAAAUAAUACCCUGGGAUAAACAUGAUAAUGUGGACGAAGCAAUUCCAGCUGAUGUAGGACCAAUAAACAAAGAUAAAAGUAACAAGCAAGAAGAAACUAGUGGCUUCACAUUUUCCUUUUUUGCUGCUGAAGAGGAGACAUCACCUAUGAAAGAAGAACCCUAUCUAAUUGAAACAAUAAAGCCUUCAAAAGUUGCAUGGCAAGAAGAUCCCCGUUUUCAAGAUAGUAGUUCAGAAGACAAUGAUGAGCCAGAAGUGGUUGAAACAGAAAAUGUUGAAGAAACGUCUCCAGCUGCACCACACUCAAACAUUAGAUUCUUCUUCUUCUCCCAAGAUGACGAAAGAUUAAAAGAGGGCCCAAAACUCUUCUGCCGAUCGUCCAACCUUGAUGAAGACAGAGAUGAUUGGGAAAGCAGGCGACAAAUGUUACAUGAAGAUUGUCGAAAGAAACAUAAAGAUGCAAGAAGGAAAGUCAAAGCAAAACACUGAAUAUGGCAGACAAGCGAGCCAGAGGCGUCUCA
Euleptes europaea (tarantolino) is the source of this 3485-nucleotide messenger RNA. RefSeq names its product nucleolar protein 8 (gene NOL8). The transcript has 16 exons. Lineage: Eukaryota; Metazoa; Chordata; Lepidosauria; Squamata; Sphaerodactylidae. Gene Ontology annotation, molecular function: RNA binding. The record is from RefSeq and is a predicted model, not a curated record. Bases 16 to 3453 code for a protein of 1145 amino acids.